UAAAAAGCUGAAAAAGAAAAUACAAAAACAAAAUAUUUUCGCUUUUGGCUUAAGUUGACGUGUUGAGUAAUCAUUGACAAUUUCUUACGGUAAGUUAAAUUAAGUUAAGUCUAGACUAACUGAGCUUUGACACUUGUGAGAGAGUAACUUUUUUUACGCCCGGAAAGCGUGUGAGAGAGUAACUUUUUUUUACGCUCUAAUUACCGUAACAGCCCGGAAAGCGUGUGGAACAAAGCUAAUGAUGGCAAAGAAAUUCGUGUUUUACUCUCGGUCGCUCGUUAACGAAUCUCUCUAGCUCAGAUGACAGCUUUAAAUUUGCUUUAAAUCCAAUGUGUUUAAAGCGAUUUCCCACAGUUUUGAUUUAUACGUGACUUCACUGCGUAGUGUUUUGAAAUCAAAGCCUUAAAUAAUUCCUUAAUUAGAAAAUAUUUAAAAAAAAAGUUUAAUUUUAAAACUUAUGAACAUGCGUACCUUAAGAAAUAUAGUAGGAGCCAUUAUUUGCAGUUUGAGUGCUUUCAGAGUGAUUGCAGUAGAAACCAGUUAUGGGACGUGCGAGACACCUGGCGGAACGUCUGGUGAUUGCAUUGUAAUACAAUUAUGCACAAUUCUAUACAAUCUGGCUAUGAAAUCCGAUUUAAAAGACGAUGAACUAAUUUUUUUAAGAAACAGUCAAUGUGGAAAGAUUGGAAAAAAUCCUUUGGUUUGUUGUCCGAAGCCUGUUUUUGAGAGUCCCACUGAAAAAAUAACAGAUAUUUGCCGUCUUAAAUUCAAAAAAACAAAGCAAGAAAUAAACGGUGUACUACAAAAGCAUUUUGUGCGUGCUAAGACAGGUUGGAAAAACGAAAACAAACCAGAUCAUUGCAAGUAUACACGGCAAAGAACCAGUGCAAUUCGUAAAAUCGAUUUCUUGAUUUUAAUAUUUUGAAUUUUUAUAUAAGUACAUACCGACAAAAGUAUUGGCACUAGGAAUUUUUCACCAAGCGUGCAAAGUUUUUAACUAAUUUCGUAUCGCUAAUUUUUUUUAUAAAAACAUAGUUCAUAUUACGACAAAAAACAAAUAACAUAUCAAAA
This is a messenger RNA of Rhagoletis pomonella (apple maggot), 1071 nucleotides long. Its product is annotated as serine protease 7-like. NCBI's taxonomy places the organism in Eukaryota, Metazoa, Arthropoda, Insecta, Diptera, Tephritidae. The transcript has 4 exons. The coding region runs from base 458 to 925 and encodes 155 amino acids. The record is from RefSeq and is a predicted model, not a curated record.